AUGGCUGCGGCCGCAGCGAAGGCCCGGGCGGAGGCGGCAGCGCGGGCUCAGGCUGAGGCGUACAAGCAAGUCCAAAACUUCGAUUGGAGCACUGGCGCCGACUGGAAGACCGCCGCUAACAUCCUCUUCAUGGUCCCCCCAAGCGCAAGGAGUUCGGCUGUCUAUUUAGUGGCCCAAUAUGCACGGAGGGAGAUCAAAAGGAUGGAGGGGAAUGGCGUUGUUUUUUGCAGUUUUUCCCUUGCUCGACCAAUUAUGGAUCAUUUCCCUGUAGAAUGCCAUAUUUUCUUGUUUCUCAAAAUGAAGCAGAAGAGAAAAGGAAAAAAAGACGAGGAACCUGAGAAACAAAAACAGCUUGAGGAAGAAUGUGCCAAGAAGGAUGCUGAUUCAAAGCUUUCGAAGGUAUUAGACAGGCUAGAUACACUAGAGGCUGUCGUUGAGGAAAUUGUGGAUGACAAAAGGAAACUCUCUUCCCCUGAUUUACCGACCAAAGCGGAGGUUGCGAAGAAAGAUAAAGCAUCUCCGGGCAAGGCUUCUGAUUCGAAAAACGAUAGUCAGCCAGUGACAGUCAAGAGUAAGGACAUCAGCUGUGCUGCAAAUGCUCCAGCAAAUACUGCAAAACCAAACAUUUAG
Messenger RNA from Miscanthus lutarioriparius, 630 nucleotides. NCBI's taxonomy places the organism in Eukaryota, Viridiplantae, Streptophyta, Magnoliopsida, Poales, Poaceae. The record is from the annotation of a GenBank genome assembly.